GCUUAGAAGGAAACGUAGCCUAGAUAACUAAUAUAUACACUGUAAUAUAUACUAUACACUCCGUAUAUAUAGAUAUUUUUCGUUUGAUGAUGUUCAGUUCGAAUCACGAAGUUCUUAAGAUCAGAAGAUAUUUGUAGUGAAAAUAUUCGUUCAAAAUGACUCUUUUAACACCAUAUUGGAGUCUGGAUAUCCUCAUCGUUUCCUCGUCCUUGAUGAUAGCUGCCUAUUUGUUCAUGACUCGGAAAUUCAAAUAUUGGUCGAGAAAAGGUGUUAUGGAGAUUACUCCCACACCCUUCUUUGGCAACUUUGCAAAUUGCGUAUUGUUAAAGAAAUCACCUUCAGAAUUUAUAAGAGAGUUGUACGAACAAAGCGAAGGAUUGCCUUUCAUGGGCUUUUAUAUUUUCGACAAACCGUUCCUUCUAAUUCGUGAUCCUGAACUCGUGAAACAAAUCUUGGUGAAAGAUUUUAAUAUAUUUGCGAAUAAACACAUAUCAGCGGAUAGUAAAAAUGAUCGUAUUGGAUAUUCAAAUCUGUUCGUAAUAAAGAAUCCCGCAUGGAAAUAUCUCAGAGGGAAACUUACGCCGAUCUUUACCUCGGGCAAGCUAAAAAAAAUGUUCGAACUAAUGUUGAUAAUCGGUAAAAAUCUGGAGAAACAUCUGGAAUCAUUGAAUUUGGAUGGCAAUGGAAAAGAAAUAGAAGUAAAGGAUCUUUCUGCGAAUUUCACCACUGAUUUGAUCGCUAGCACUGCGUUUGGAGUGGAUUUGAAUUCAUUGAAGGAUCCGAAUGCCGAUUUCCGUGUAUAUGGCAGAUUGAUCUUCGAUUACAAUAUUAAGCGCGCCUUCGAUUUCAUUUUAAUAUUCUUUUUGCCUACUUUGACCAAAUAUUUCUCUGUAAAAUUUUUCGGAAAAGCGACAAAUGCUCUCCGAAAUACUUUUUGGAGAAUGAUCAACCAACGAAUCGAAUCGAAUGUAAAAAGGAACGAUCUUAUCGAUUGUCUGAUCGAAAUGAGAGAGAAACACAAAAACCAGGAAAGUUUUGAAGGUUUCAAAUUCGAUGGAGAUGAUUUAGUAUCUCAAGCGGCUGUCUUCUUCACCGGUGGAUUCGAAACAUCCUCCACUACCAUAUCUUUUACAUUAUACGAAUUGGCAUUGAACCAAGAUGUACAAAAAACUCUCAGAACUGAGAUUCAUGACGCUCUAGCGCAAACUGAUGGAAAAAUCACAUAUGAUAUGAUAAUGAACUUACCGUAUUUAGAUAUGGUAAUAUCGGAAACUCUUCGCAAAUAUCCACCUCUUGGAUUCUUGGAUCGAGUCGCUCUUCAGGAUUACAAAAUAGCCAAUUCUGAUGUGACGAUAGAGAAAGAUACUCCUAUAUUCAUUCCUAUGAUUGGUUUUCACUACGAUCCUAAGUAUUUUCCAAAUCCAGAAAAAUACGAUCCUCUUAGAUUUUCCGAAAAUAUUAAAAAAUCUAGGCCAAAUUUCGUAUACAUGCCUUUCGGUGAGGGACCUCAUAUUUGUAUCGGUAUGCGAUUAGGACUUUUACAAUCGAAGCUUGGAAUUAUUGAAAUAUUGAAAAAUUAUGAAAUUUUACCAUGCGAGAAAACAAGAAUCCCGAUGGUUCUGAAUCCCAAAGCACUCACAACAACAGCAUUAGGAGGAUUAUACCUGAACAUUCGAAAGAUCACGACCGCGGCUGGUUAA
Molecule: messenger RNA, 1700 nt
Organism: Apis dorsata (giant honeybee)
Lineage: Eukaryota; Metazoa; Arthropoda; Insecta; Hymenoptera; Apidae
Product: cytochrome P450 6k1-like
Exons: 6
Coding region: 156-1700 (514 amino acids)
Molecular function (GO): oxidoreductase activity, acting on paired donors, with incorporation or reduction of molecular oxygen; iron ion binding; heme binding
Source: RefSeq, a predicted model, not a curated record